UUUUUUUUUUAUUUUUUUUUUUAAAUGAAAACAAAAACAGAAAAAGGAAGAGUAGUACUUGCUUUCUCUUUCUCGAUCCCUCUCUCUCAAAAUCGCUGCUCUCAGUUCCUCUCUCACCCGCCGGCCGCUGCUCUCAAUCCCUCUCUCCCUGCUCUCAAUCUCUCUCCCUCACCUCGCCGUAAAGCCGUUCAAUCUUCCGCCGCAGCCGCACCGCACUCACUCUUUCUCUUCGUCUCGUUUGAGGUAAGCAAACUAACAUACUGCAAUUAAUUUUUAACAACCUAACCUUCUCAAUCUAGAAUCUUUGUUUGAUGAUUUGGUGUUGUUUUGAAUUUUAAAUUUAUUAAGCUGUUUUGAUUGUUAAGUGAUUAUAUAAAUAAGCUGUUUUGGUUAUAUAAAUAAGUAGUUUUGGUUGGUUCUUCAAUAGUGUUUUUGUUCUAAAAUAGUGAGAAUGAAGGGUUUUUGUUCUAAAUUCAUCUUGAUCUGCAAUAGUGUCUUUGUACUGUGCUUUAUGUUUGUGGUCAUACUGGGAAUUUAAGUUAUGGCAGAACAAUUCAUGAGUUUGUGAAGGAUAAUGGUUUUGCUAUUGACUCGCAUUUACAGAGUGCUCUCAUUAACAUGUAUGCAAAUUGUGGUGCAAUGGAGUUUGCUAGGGAAAUAUAUGAAGGACUUCCGUUGAAAAAUAUGAUUGUUUUGUCUGCUAUUUACCUUCAACUUAGAUGUUGUUUUAUUUUAGUAAACUUUGUUAAUGUUUUAUUAAUGUGUGUUUUGUUAAUAGUUAUGCCUAAACAUGUUUCAUUGUCUACCGAUAAAAUGUCUCGAAUCCCAUCGGUAGUGCCACAAAAGAGAAGAAAGAGUAGUAUAGAAAAUGCCUUCAAUGUUGAGGAUAUGAAUCAUCUUAUAGAAAAUAUAGCAAUGGUAUUUUAUGCUGGUGUCUUAUCUUUCCAUCUUGCUAGAAAUCCUUACUAUGUUAGUUCUUAUUCUUUUGCUGCUAAUCACAACCUUAGUGGCUUCCUCCCUUUAAGUUAUAAUGCUCUAAGAACCACUCUUUUGAAGCAAGAAAGAGCUCAUAUUGAUAGGUUGCUUCAACCUAUAAAAUCUUUGUGGACAUUGAAGGGAGUUACGUUGGUUUCUAAUGGCUGGACAGAUGUGCAAAGGAGGCCUUUGAUAAAUUUUAUUGGCAUUUGUGAAGGAGGACAUAUAUUCUUAAAAGUCGUUGAUGGCUCUGAUGAAUAUAAAGACAAGUUUUACAUGACCAACAUAUUUAAUUCUAGAUGGGCAGACAUUGAGUACGCCCCUGAUAAAAUUUCCUCAAAAAAUUUGCCCAGGCUCUCUAACAUUCCUGGAGUCGCCAUUGGGAACGGGUACAAAGAUUGUUACCUACGCGAGUAUGAGAAUGGGAAAUCUGAAGAAAAAAAUUUUGGAACACAAUAUUUCGGUUUAUAUUAACCGAAAUUUUUUAGCAUGACAAAAAAAUUCGGUUCGUAUAAACCACAGUAUCGCAAGCACAAAAUCGAAUAAGGAGGUAGGAAGAGAAAAGAUCAUAAAUAAAAGAGGGAAAACAAAAUUUUCAGGUUAGAAUUGUUGUUCAUUCUUUCUCUUCUCUCUGAAAUUGAGAAAACGAUGAAGAUAGCAGUAGAAGGAUGCAUGCAUGGCGAUCUAGAAACUGUCUACAAAACCCUUCAACAUCUCGAAAAAACUCAGAACACCAAAAUCGAUCUUCUUCUCUGUUGCGGCGAUUUUCAAGCCGUCAGGAACCAGAAUGAUUUGAAUAGCCUAGCCGUACCAUCGAAAUAUCUCGAGAUGAAAACUUUCUGGAAAUACUAUUCUGGUUUGUUGGUUGCUCCUUAUCCUACAAUCUUCAUCGGUGGUAACCAUGAAGCUUCUAAUUAUCUCUGGGAACUGUACUAUGGAGGAUGGGCUGCACCUAAUAUAUACUAUUUGGGAGCUGCAGGUGUGGUUAAGUUUGGGAAUAUACGAAUUGGUGGACUCUCUGGAAUUUAUAAGCAUCACGAUUAUAGAUCAGGACACUUUGAGAGGCCUCCAUAUAAUCAAAGUACCAUUAGGUCUGUGUUUCAUGUUCGCGAAUAUGACGUUCGCAAAAUCAUUCAAGUUGAGGAACCCAUUGAUAUUUUUCUCUCACAUGAUUGGCCGGUUAGAAUCACUGAUCAUGGGAAUUGGGAGGAGCUUUUGUGGAAGAAGCCUGACUUCCAGCAAGAGAUAGAGGAAAAAAGACUAGGGAGUAAAGCUGCUGCUCAAAUUCUAGAAAAAUUGAAACCAAAAUACUGGUUUUCGGCACACUUACAUUGCAAGUUUGCUGCUCUUGUUCAACAUGGGGAAGGAGGUCCUUUGACAAAAUUUCUAGCACUUGAUAAAUGUCUUCCUGGGCGUGAUUUCUUACAGAUUGUAGAAAUUGAAUCAGAGCCAGGACCUUAUGAGAUUCAGUACGAUGAAGAAUGGUUAGCUAUAACACGAAAGCUCAACUAUGUAUUUCCUUUGACGGAAAACGGUGCAGAUUAUGGAGGCGUAGAUUUUGACAUGGAAGAUUGUCGCCAAUGGGUUAGAAGCAAGCUACAAGAGAGGGGUUGUAAACCUUUUGAAUUUGUUAGAACAGUUCCAUGUUAUGAUCCUUCUCAAGCCAGUGUCGAUGGUGCUUCUGCUGCGAAUCCUCGGAAUCCCCAGACAGAAUCUCUUCUGCGACUUCUGGAACUUCCAUAUCUUCUUGAUAGAAAUCCUAAGGCAAAGGACAUGAAACCUUAUCCUUCUUCAAUUCCAAGAGGCCCUGCUGCUGGUCAUUAUAGCGAGGACAUUCCCAUUGAUGAUGAGGAUGAUGACGAUGAUGAGUGACUCCCAACAGUUGAUGGGGUGGAAACUGAGACUUAAUGUUGAUAUGUUGUGAUUAACAUGCUGAAUUGCUAAUGAUCUUCUAAUAGUAUUUGAUGUUAGAUAGAUGCUUACACAAUAUUGACCGAGGAUAUAUGCACACACUGGAAUGUGGAUUUUCCACCCUACAAUUUUUUAGUUCAGUAACAUGUAUAAAUUUUUAAGUAUUAACCAACCAUUUGAAAAGGAAAAAAAAAAAACUCUUAGAUGAAA
Molecule: messenger RNA, 3096 nt
Organism: Trifolium pratense (red clover)
Lineage: Eukaryota; Viridiplantae; Streptophyta; Magnoliopsida; Fabales; Fabaceae
Product: lariat debranching enzyme
Exons: 9
Coding region: 1624-2847 (407 amino acids)
Biological process (GO): mRNA splicing, via spliceosome
Cellular component (GO): nucleus
Molecular function (GO): RNA lariat debranching enzyme activity
Source: RefSeq, a predicted model, not a curated record